Messenger RNA from Engraulis encrasicolus (European anchovy), 3473 nucleotides. RefSeq lists its product as uncharacterized. The transcript is spliced from 10 exons. Bases 208 to 2331 code for a protein of 707 amino acids. NCBI's taxonomy places the organism in Eukaryota, Metazoa, Chordata, Actinopteri, Clupeiformes, Engraulidae. The record is from RefSeq and is a predicted model, not a curated record.
GUACAGAGUUCCCGCCUCUCCGCGGCCGCACGGGCAUAUGUGAUGAGCGGGCCUUUAAAUAAAGCGCCGUGAACAAUUUCAUGCUGUUCUUUUGGUCCCCUCCGACCAGCCUGCCAGCCCCAUCUCUCCCUCACCUCAUCAUCAUCUCUGGACCUCCGGAGACGUGUUUCGGACUUCUCCGGGCUUCGUCUCUAACCUACAGCAACCAUGCCCAGCAAGAGAAAGAAGAAUAAGCGCCGUAUGAGGCGAGCGAUCGCACAGCAGAGGGUGCUGGAAGAACAAUAUGCGGCCUCUGGAGCCAAGGGAACUCCCGCGCUCAUGGUGGCCGCUCCGGUCGUACACGCCCCCAAACCCCCAAAGACUCCCAAACCCCCCAUGGCCACUAAGGCGGACUUCGCCAAAAAACCAAAGAACAGAGAACGCCUGGUACCCGCCCCUGCCCCUGUCCCAGUCGUCGUCCCCGAACCAGAACCCGAAAUCGAGGUCUGCCCUCCCGCCCCAGAACCCGUCAUUGCAGAGGUGGCUGCCCCCGCCGCCCCUGUCGAACUCGAACUCGAAGCCGAAAUCGUACCAGAGAUUUCCGAGUGCCCGCCGGUUGAAGCGCCCGCCCCCGUCGUAGAAGAAAUCGUAGCAGAGGUUUCAGAAUGCCCGCCAGUUGAGGCAGAGGCACCCGCCGUCGUCGAAGAAGAAAUCGUGGCAGAGGUUUCAGAAUGCCCGCCGGUUGAAGCAGCCGCCCCCGUCGUCGAAGAAAUCGCACCAGAGAUUUCAGAAUGCCCACCAGUCGCAGAGCCAGAAGCAGAGGCCGUCACAGAAGCAGAGGCCGUCACAGAAGCAGAGGUCGUCACAGAAGCAGAGGCCGUCACGGAAGCAGAGGUCGUCACAGAAGUAGAGGCCGUCACGGAAGCAGAGGUCGUCACAGAAGCCAUCACAGAAGCAGAGGUCGUCACAGAAGCAGAGGCAGAGCCUGAGGCCGUUGUUCUGGACGAGCCUGAAGUAUUGAAGACGCCCGAGCCUGAAGCUGAGGUUGAAGCUGAACCCGAGGCAGUUCCUGUUGCCGUUGCCGACGCAGAGGAAGUGGCCGUUGCCGAGGAAGUGCCGGUCGUCGCCGAGGAAGAGGUGCCCGUUGCAGUGGCAGAAGAAGAGCUUCCUGUGGAAGAGGAGCCCCUCGUGUGUUCACUACCGCCAGAGCCAGUUCUAGAGGUCGAGGCUGAACCUGUUAUCGCUGAAGCAGAAGCAGCACCCUGUGAGGCAGAAGUUGUUGAGGCGAUCCCAGAGACGGCAGACGCAGUGGAUGGCGGAAUUGUUAUCUGUGAGCCUGUCGCUGUUGUUGCUGAAGUCGAAGAGGAAGAAGAGGCGGCGCUCGCACCCGAGCCCACUCUUGAAGCACAAGAAGAGACCCUAUUGGUGGCCUCUGAGCCCGUUGCGGAAGUGUCGGCCACACCUGAGCCUGAAGACACAGUAGAGGAGGAAGAAGAAGAAGCCGAGAUAGUCGUUUGCCCCGCUGAGCCCGAGGCCGCUCCAGAGACACUAGAACUUGCCGAACCCGCUGCUGCUGACUUAGUGAGUGCACAAGCCGAAGACGUAGUGGUGGACGCCGCCAGCGAAGAGCCAGUGGCGUUGGUGGAGGCCGUAGUGGAGCAGGUGGUGGCAGAGGCGGUGGCAGAGGUGGUAGCGCCGGCGGUGGCGGCCGCAGUAGCUGAGGCCGAGGCCGAGUCUGAGCCAGAGGAAGCAGCCACGGGUGUGGUGGAGGUUGAGCAGCUACCUGAGGAGACUCCGCUCCCUGCCACUCCCGAGCCUGUGCUGUGCGAGGAUGUGCCCGCCCAGAUUGAGGAGGCCCUUGUGGUUGAGGCCGCCCCAGUUGAGGUCGUCGAGCCCGUGGUGGCUGCAGUUGACCCCGUUAUUGACGCCAUCGCUGAGGACUUUGUCGUGACGGAAUCCGCCGUCGCCGUGGAGGCAGCCAUGUCUGUACCUGCUGAGGUCGAGGAACCAGUUGCCGUGAUCGCAGCUGAGGAGCCCGUGGCUGCCCCAGAGCCUGUGGCUGUCCCCGAGCCCGUGGUUGUGCCCGAGCCUGUGGCUGUCGUCGAGCCUGUGGCUGCCCCUGAGCCCGUGGCUGCCCCUGAGCCCGUGGUUGUGCCCGAGCCCGUGGUUGUGCCCGAGCCCGUGGCUGUGCCCGAGCCUGCGCCUGUUGAAGCCAUCGUGGAGCCAACACCUGCCCCAGUGACCGAAGUCAUCAAGGCUAAGGAAGAGAUUGUCGCUGAAGUGGAUAUUGAAACAAAGGUUGUGGAGGCCAUGAAUGGACACGUAGCAGCAGAAGUUGCUAUUGAGAGCUAAACCUGAAGUGUGCACAAAGGGACUUCAAAAAACAUCUCCAUUCAAAGUGCCUUUCCUGCGUGGGCGCUCAAAAAAAACGUGCUUGGAUGAAGGGAGUGGAUUUCAGACAAGAUGUCUUGAUUGUUUUUUUCAUGUGAAUACUGGCUCUCUAUAAUUGGCGUCCGUUUUUUUUGUCAUGCAUCAUUUACAGCAACUGUGAAUUUGCAUACAACGUAUGGUCGAGAAAGGAAAUAUCACAAUUUAUAUGUUCAUAUUUGGACCAUUUUUGUAUUGAAAUGUUUUUUUUUUCCUUUGAUUUGCCUUUUUUUUUCUUUUGAUUUUUUUUUUUUGUAAAAGCAGUUUGGACUGUAGAGCUGCCUCCACGGGCUCCUGUUUACUACUUCAGACGGUGCCUUUUUCCUUAAGUUUGAAUGGGAUUCAAGAGAGGAGCUCUUUUGUUGAGUGAGUGAGAGUGUGUGUGUUUGAGCGAGCGUAUGAGUGCGCGAGUGCAUGUGUGAGUGUGUGUGUGCGUGUGUUAGUGUGUGUGUGUUUGUGUGCGUGUGUGUAUGUGUGUGUGUAAUGUCUAUGUGCUGUGUGCCACUUGUAACUUACGGCAAGUGUUCCCGCACCAGCGCUAUGAUACUGGAGAAAAAAACUGCAUCCAUUCUCUGAAAUCAGGACUGGGAGAGGUCUGACUCUCAGGCCACAUGGUGUUGUCAACUCCUCUUCCUCCUCCUCCUCUCCCUCCUCUACCUCCUCCUCUCCCUCCACUUCCUCCUCCUCCUCUCCCUCCUCUACCUCCUCCUCCUCCUCUUCCUCCUCCUCCUCUCCCUACUCUCUCUCCUCUCCUCCUCCUCCACCACCUCCUCCUCCUCUCCUCUUCUCUUUCUCCUCCUCCUCUCCCUCCUCAUCUUCCUCCUCCUCAUCUUCCUCCUCCACCUCCUCCUCUCCUCUUCUCUUCCUCCUCCUCCUCUUCCCCCUCCUCCUCCUCUUCCUCCUCCUCCUCCUCUACCUCCUCGUCCUCCUCUAUCUACCUUUUGUAAAACAACUCUAUUUGGUACAAAAUGGCUGCUGGAGGCCUUGGUCCACAACAGACAGACAGAGCUGUGACGGUUCUUCUUUCACUCUCAUUAAUAAAAAAUAGAUCUCAACCCGCCCCCACA